Messenger RNA from Cercocebus atys (sooty mangabey), 2790 nucleotides. RefSeq names its product solute carrier family 18 (vesicular monoamine transporter), member 1 (gene SLC18A1). Lineage: Eukaryota; Metazoa; Chordata; Mammalia; Primates; Cercopithecidae. The transcript has 16 exons. The record is from RefSeq and is a predicted model, not a curated record. Gene Ontology annotation, biological process: xenobiotic transport; aminergic neurotransmitter loading into synaptic vesicle; transmembrane transport. Gene Ontology annotation, cellular component: synaptic vesicle membrane; terminal bouton. The coding region runs from base 328 to 1905 and encodes 525 amino acids. Gene Ontology annotation, molecular function: xenobiotic transmembrane transporter activity; serotonin:sodium:chloride symporter activity.
UAAGGGUCUGAAUGAACCCUGUUGGAGGUUGCAAUUAAAUCUUUGUGGACAAAGGGCACACACACGCACACAUACACAGCAUCCUCAGAUAACAGGAGGCAAUAAAUCCAUCAGCACAUCCACGUUCAGAGAACAGUGUCCCUGCUGUCUUGCUAACAGCUGCCAAUACCUCACUGAGCGCCUCACACCAAGAUGGGCUCCAAGUGAGUUUCAUUCACCCGGGCAGACUCCCUCCCCUCUUCUGUAAAGGCUGCAGGAGACCUGUAGCUGUCACAGGACCUUCCCUAAGAGCCUGCAGGGGAAGACUGCCCCAGCCUGGCCCUCGCCAUGCUCCGGACUGUUCUGGUCGCUCCCCAGCGGUUGCUGAAGGAAGGGAGAGCAUCCCGGCAGCUGGUACUGGUGGUGGUAUUCGUCGCUCUGCUCCUGGACAACAUGCUGCUUACUGUGGUGGUACCAAUUGUGCCCACCUUCCUAUAUGACAUGGAGUUCAAAGAAGUCAACUCUUCUCUGCACCUCGGCCCUGCCGGAAGUUCCCCACAUGCCCUCGCCUCUCCUCCCUUUUCCACCAUCUUCUCCUUCUUCGACAACAACACCAUGGCUGUUGAAGAAAGCGUGCCCAGUGGCAUAGCAUGGAUGAAUGACACCGCCAGCACCAUCCCACCUCCAGCCACUGAAGCCAUCUCAGCUCCUAAAAACAACUGCUUGCAAGGCACAGAAUUCUUGGAGGAAGAGAAUACCCGGGUCGGGAUUCUGUUUGCUUCAAAGGCUGUGAUGCAACUUCUGGUCAACCCUUUCGUGGGCCCUCUCACCAACAGGAUUGGAUAUCAUAUCCCCAUGUUUGCUGGCUUUGUUAUCAUGUUUCUCUCCACAGUUAUGUUUGCUUUCUCUGGGACCUAUACUCUACUCUUUGUGGCCCGAACCCUUCAAGGCAUUGGAUCUUCAUUUUCAUCUGUUGCAGGUCUUGGGAUGCUGGCCAGUGUCUACACCGAUGACCAUGAGAGAGGACGAGCCAUGGGAAUUGCUCUGGGGGGCCUGGCCCUGGGGCUGCUGGUGGGAGCUCCCUUCGGAAGUGUAAUGUAUGAGUUUGUUGGGAAGUCUGCACCUUUCCUCAUCCUGGCCUUCCUGGCACUACUGGAUGGAGCACUCCAGCUUUGCAUCCUACAGCCUUCCAAAGUCUCUCCUGAGAGUGCCAAGGGGACUCCACUCUUUAUGCUUCUCAAAGACCCUUACAUCCUGGUGGCUGCAGGGUCCAUCUGCUUUGCCAACAUGGGAGUGGCCAUCCUGGAGCCCACACUGCCCAUCUGGAUGAUGCAGACCAUGUGCUCCCCCAAGUGGCAGCUGGGUCUAGCUUUCUUGCCUGCCAGCGUGUCCUACCUCAUUGGCACCAACCUUUUUGGUGUGUUGGCCAACAAGAUGGGUCGGUGGCUGUGUUCCCUAAUCGGGAUGCUAGCAGUAGGUACCAGCUUGCUCUGUGUUCCUCUGGCUCACAAUAUUUUUGGUCUCAUUGGCCCCAAUGCAGGGCUUGGCCUUGCCAUAGGCAUGGUGGAUUCCUCUAUGAUGCCCAUCAUGGGGCACCUGGUGGAUCUACGCCACACCUCGGUGUAUGGGAGUGUCUAUGCCAUCGCCGAUGUGGCUUUUUGCAUGGGCUUUGCUAUAGGUCCAUCCACCGGGGGUGCCAUUGUACAGGCCAUCGGUUUCCCCUGGCUCAUGGUCAUCAUUGGGGUCGUCAACAUCGUCUAUGCUCCACUCUGCUACUACCUGCGGAGUCCCCCAGCCAAGGAGGAGAAGCUUGCUAUUCUGAGUCAGGACUGCCCCAUGGAGACCCGAAUGUACGCAACCCAGAAGCCCACGAAGGAAUUUCCCCUGGGGGAGGACAGUGAUGACGAGCCUGACCAUGAGGAGUAGCUGCAGAAAGUGCUCCCUGAAUUCAUGACGCCUCAGUGACCACCUCUUUCCCUGGAACCAGAUCACCAUGGCUGAGCGCACAGCUCAGCGGGCUUCACAUACCUCUUCCUGGGAAUCUUCUUUCCUCCCCUCCCAUGGACACUGUCCCUGAUACUCUUCUCACCUGUGUAACCCGUAGCUCUCCCUCUACGCCUUGGUGCUGCAGUGGCCCAACUUUUAUGGCAAGACAGAGUGAUGCACCUUCCCCCUGCUGUGAGGUUGAUUAAACUUGAGCUGCGACGGGUUCUGCAAGGGGUGACUCAUUGUGUGGAGAUAGUAGUGAGCAAUGUGCCCCUGAAACCAGUGGAGCGACUGACAAGCCUCGUUUAUCUGUUGCCUGAUUUUCUCUGGCGUAGUCCCAACAGAUUGGAAGAGUGUUACCCUCUGUUCCUCAACAUGUUCCUUCCUGGGGUAUCCCAGCUGAGUUGAGAAAAUGUUCUCAGCAUUGUCCUGCUGCCAAGUGCCAGCUUGAAGAGGUUUUUUUUUUUGCAUUUUUCUUUAAUAAAGUGAGCGAUUUUUCUGUGGCUAAAUCUACAGCUGCUAAAAGGGCUUUACCCUCAGUGAAAAGCAUCUUCUAUUUUCAUUAUCAUUGGGAAAGAGGAGGAGUCCAUUUCUCUUCUGUUGGAGUUAUCGACAUUCUCCUGACCUCCCUGUGUGUUCCUGCCUUUUCUGAACUUCUUAGACUCUUAGAAACAAAAGUAAAAAUAAUUGAUUAGACCCAUGAUUUCAUGGGAAGAAGUGAAAAGAAACUGCCUUGAAAUCCCUCCCAGUUGUAGAUUUCCUAAUAGGAGGAGUGUAAUGAGACAUUGUUCAUACUUGCUAAUAAAUACAUUAUUGCCUAAUUCA